This is a messenger RNA of Myzus persicae (green peach aphid), 1286 nucleotides long. Its product is annotated as polyubiquitin-I. Gene Ontology annotation, molecular function: protein tag activity; ubiquitin protein ligase binding. The record is from RefSeq and is a predicted model, not a curated record. Bases 225 to 1151 code for a protein of 308 amino acids. The transcript is spliced from 2 exons. Gene Ontology annotation, biological process: modification-dependent protein catabolic process; protein ubiquitination. Lineage: Eukaryota; Metazoa; Arthropoda; Insecta; Hemiptera; Aphididae. Gene Ontology annotation, cellular component: nucleus; cytoplasm.
UGAGGCGUAGUUGUUCGUCGUUGUCAGGUUGUCUACACUCUACACUCUCAAGCCUACAGUCGUCGCCGUUGUUGCUGAAAAAGUAGUCGUCGAGUCUGUUCAACUCUGUUGUCACGUCCGCUUGUCAUUGUUUUUGAUCUCCUGAGUUUCCAUAGUUAUUUAACAACUCCGAGCCAACAUCAAAUUUCAAACGUUUAAUUCAACAUAUUAUUCUAAGGCUCAAGAUGCAAAUCUUUGUGAAAACUCUGACUGGCAAAACCAUCACUUUGGAAGUAGAAUCUUCGGACUCUAUUGAAAAUGUGAAAGCUAAAAUCCAAGACAAGGAAGGAAUCCCACCAGACCAACAGCGAUUGAUCUUCGCCGGAAAACAAUUGGAAGAUGGCCGUACAUUAUCUGACUACAAUAUUCAGAAAGAAUCUACACUUCACUUAGUACUCCGUCUUCGUGGAGGAAUGCAAAUUUUUGUGAAAACUCUUACUGGCAAAACCAUCACUUUGGAAGUAGAAUCUUCGGACUCUAUUGAAAAUGUGAAAGCUAAAAUCCAAGACAAGGAAGGAAUCCCACCAGACCAACAGCGAUUGAUCUUCGCCGGAAAACAAUUGGAAGAUGGCCGUACAUUAUCUGACUACAAUAUUCAGAAAGAAUCUACACUUCACUUAGUACUCCGUCUUCGUGGAGGAAUGCAAAUUUUUGUGAAAACUCUUACUGGCAAAACCAUCACUUUGGAAGUAGAAUCUUCGGACUCUAUUGAAAAUGUGAAAGCUAAAAUCCAAGACAAGGAAGGAAUCCCACCAGACCAACAGCGAUUGAUCUUCGCCGGAAAACAAUUGGAAGAUGGCCGUACAUUAUCUGACUACAAUAUUCAGAAAGAAUCUACACUUCACUUAGUACUCCGUCUUCGUGGAGGAAUGCAAAUUUUUGUGAAAACUCUUACUGGCAAAACCAUCACUUUGGAAGUAGAAUCUUCGGACUCUAUUGAAAAUGUGAAAGCUAAAAUCCAAGACAAGGAAGGAAUCCCACCAGACCAACAGCGAUUGAUCUUCGCCGGAAAACAAUUGGAAGAUGGCCGUACAUUAUCUGACUACAAUAUUCAGAAAGAAUCUACACUUCACUUAGUACUCCGUCUUCGUGGUGGAAUGCAAAUUUCUUAAACUGUUAACAAUUGAUCUUUGACAAAAAACAACUGGAAAGCUGUAUAAGCAUAAACUUUUUACUUGAUGCUACACCUUUGAAAUAAAAUAAUAGGUUUUUAGUAUAUAUUACACAAAUAUAAUAAAUUAUAAAAU